CACAAUCCGAGCGUAGUCGGUAAACGCAGCUUGCGUAGGAACCACUGCACCUGAAAACAUGAGAGUGUUCAUAAGCAUGACUAUAUCAAUGGUGGUCGGAUUCUGGGUAUCGGCGUUUAAAGCCGCUACGACUUUCGUGCAUUCUCUCGGUGACGCUAUACAGCAUCGUCUCUACAACUCUCCCGCUAAGGCCGUUGAGCCGAGCAAAGGGAUAGAAACAUCUGCUGCAAAGGUUGACUCUCCGACGGAACGGGGAUCCCGAGACCGGGACCUCUCGAGCGAGUCACGUCCUCCGGCUCCUAGGCGCCGCAAGCUGGAGCACCCACUGGACCAGGAUCUGGAUCCGGCUCUGGAACGGGAUCAGCCUCUGAAACGGGGCAUUCUCGAAAGUGGAAGAAGUGUUGUCGAUUCGGGUGUGGAUUUAGUAUCUGGAAUACUGCGAGCACCAGUGAAAAUUUUGAGAAGAGCAAGGAAUCGCCACACGUAAUUCAGUAACGCACGGAAUUCAAAGAGUUCGUAAACAAGAAGACAAUGUGUGACUUACGGCACUUCGCUGGAAGCAAGUCUCAGGUGGCGCCGAUAAUUCAGGGCAGCCUCAUCGGACAGCCGCAAAAAUUCGUUAAUAUUCGAACACAUCCUCGAUUAUGUCUGUACAUUUACAUAAAAGAGUUUACCAAGAUCAAGCGGACAUCACUUUUGUUCCCUUACUUACCUUAGGAUUCCACGAAAAAGAUGAGUUCGUCUUAUUCUUGUGUUGUUUUUUUUUAACAACUGUCUUGCCUUGUUUAUUUCCAGUAAUUAUCUGCCAUGACAGCCUUGCAUGAAAAAGAAAAACGCUUUACUCAAUACGUCUCCUCAGCAUCUCCUACACUUCCUUUAUUUGUACUUGCGUUGUUGUUUUACAUGUUAUUUUUUUUCCGUACAGCAUUAUGAGAAUUAUUAAGCAUCGCCUACACUUCCCUGAUUUGUACUCACGUUCUUGUUUUACAUGUUAUUUUUUUUACAAACAGCAUUAUAAUAAACAUUGUGUUCAGACACCUUUA
Molecule: messenger RNA, 1043 nt
Organism: Dermacentor albipictus
Lineage: Eukaryota; Metazoa; Arthropoda; Arachnida; Ixodida; Ixodidae
Source: RefSeq, a predicted model, not a curated record